AUGUCUACCCGGAGCAUUCCGACGCUAUGGCGGCGGAUGGAGGCCCUUCCGGCGGGUGCUGAGCUUUUUACUCGUGUUCUGAUGUUCCUCGAUGUUGUGAGCAUUUCGAGACUUCUGUAUGUGGAAAAACGGAGUCGCACGAGUGUCCGUAUGCUGUUCUCGACCAUCCAAACGAUACGCGCGCGAUUAGCUUUAGCAUCGCUGUGUUUUUCGCGUCUGCGUGUGGAGUUUCAAGCGUAUUACCAAGUACUGGAGACCAGGAACAUCCCAAGGUCGGACGACCCGCGAGUUCCGCCUCGUGUGGUCUCUGUUUGGACCGAAAGAGGACAGGUUGCUGGCUUCAUGUGGGGCACUGCCACGGCCUCGUACCAAGUGGAGGGCGCCACCAACGAAGGUGGACGUGGCGACAGCAUCUGGGACGCUUUCUCUCGGACACCCGGCAAGAUCGUGAAUGGAGACACGGGUGAGAAGGCGGUGGAUCACUACCACCGCUACAAGGAGGAUGUGCAACUCAUGAAAAAGAUGGGACUCAAAGCCUACCGCCUCUCCAUCGCCUGGCCGCGCAUCAUCCCUGCUGGAAUCGGCAAAGUGAACGAAGAGGGCGUCGAGUUCUACAACAAUCUCAUCAAUGAGCUGUUGGCCAACGACAUCACGCCGCUCGUGACGCUGUACCAUUGGGAUCUGCCUUUGGCUCUGCAGACCGAGUAUGACGGCUGGCUGGGUGGCAAGUUCAUCCAGGACGCCUUCGUGCAAUACGCUCGCGUGUGCUUCCAGCGCUUUGGAGACCGUGUGAAGAACUGGUUGACGCUGAACGAACCGUGGUGCUCGGCCUUCCUUGGCUAUGGCAUUGGCGUUCACGCUCCCGGUCGCAAGUGUAAGCCGCAGACGGAAGUGUAUCUGUCAGCUCACAACCUGCUGUUGGCCCAUGCACGCGCUGUUGAAGCGUAUCGCAACGAGUUCCAAGCUGUGCAAAAAGGAAGAAUUGGUAUCACGCUCAACUGUGACUGGCGUGAACCGGCACCAACGGAUGAUCCCGCGCAGAAGGCCAAGAACGAAGAGGCCGCAGAGCGUUCACUACUCUUCUUCCUGGGCUGGUUUGCUGAUCCAGUCUACAAGGGCGACUAUCCACAAGUCAUGAAAGACCGCUGUGGACUGCGGCUGCCGAAGUUCACUGAAGACGAGAAGAAGUUGCUGAAAGGCAGCUCGGACUUCUUUGGUUUAAACCACUACGGAACCAGCUACACUAAACCAUCGGCCGAGUACGAGGCCAAGAUCGCACCACCGAACGACGCCACUGGUGGCUAUGGACUUGAUGAAGGCACGAAGCUGACGUCGGACGACUCCUGGAAGCGUACGGACAUGGGCUGGAACGCCGUAGGCUGGGGGUUUCAGAAGCUGCUGGUCUGGAUUCAGAAGCGCUAUGCAGUCCCUAAUGGCAUUCUGGUCACGGAGAAUGGCUGUGCGUGGCCGGAUCGCACGAAGGAGGAGGCCCAGAACGACGAUUUCCGAGUGGGUUUUUAUAAGGAAUACCUCACGGGUCUGCACAACGCUAUUGCGGAAGGCGCAGAUGUCCGUGGAUACUUCGCUUGGUCUUUCAUUGACAAUUACGAGUGGGCCGAGGGCUACACCAAGCGUUUCGGACUGCACUGGGUCAACUACGAGACCUUGGAACGUACUCCCAAGAAGUCGGCGCUUUGGUACGGCGAUGUCAUUCGCAAUAAUGGAUUCGCUGCUUAA
Molecule: messenger RNA, 1737 nt
Organism: Phytophthora nicotianae INRA-310
Lineage: Eukaryota; Oomycota; Peronosporomycetes; Peronosporales; Peronosporaceae
Product: beta-galactosidase
Exons: 3
Coding region: 1-1737 (578 amino acids)
Biological process (GO): cellulose catabolic process
Molecular function (GO): beta-glucosidase activity
Source: RefSeq, a predicted model, not a curated record